This is a messenger RNA of Glycine soja, 1220 nucleotides long. RefSeq lists its product as uncharacterized. The transcript is spliced from 5 exons. Bases 144 to 767 code for a protein of 207 amino acids. Lineage: Eukaryota; Viridiplantae; Streptophyta; Magnoliopsida; Fabales; Fabaceae. The record is from RefSeq and is a predicted model, not a curated record.
CUAUUAUGUUGGGAUUUUAUAAUAGUGCGCUGUACCAAAUUAGUGGCCAGUGUUUAGUGUUUACUCUGAAAUUUGAGGAGCACCAGAAGCUGGUAAGGGUGCUGCGUCCACUCAUUAUUACUCAUUCGGGGUUUCCAAAUUAGAUGAGUUGUUGUUCUUGCUCUGCCAUGGCCUUCCUUCUCAAAGCACCUUCCUUUCUCCCUCCUCUUAACCAAAAGUUGAAUUAUAUCAGCUUUUCUCCCAUAAACCUGCAAUCCAAAUUUUACCAUGCUAGUGUCAGAAAUGGGAGAUGGAACGUUCCUAGCAUGACAAUAAAAGCUCAGGCAGCUGUUGAAGGGGAUGUACUACUUGACGAAGAAUCCAUCUGUGUCAAUGAAGAAAGUGAUUACGGGGUCGUUUGUAUGCACCAUGUUGGAAUUUUAUGUGAAAACCUAGAAAGAUCACUUGACUUUUAUCAAAAUGUUCUAGGCCUCAAGAUAAAUGAAGCAAGGCCACAUAAUAAGCUUCCAUACAGGGGUGCUUGGUUGUGGGUAGGCUCUGAGAUGAUUCAUUUGAUGGAGCUUCCAAACCCUGACCCUUUAACUGGACGACCUCAACACGGUGGUCGAGAUCGUCACACGUGUAUUGCAAUUCGUGAUGUUUCUAAGCUGAAAGCAAUCUUUGAUAAAGCUGGUAUCGCUUACACACUUAGUCAUUCUGGAAGACCAGCAAUCUUUACACGUGAUCCCGAUGCAAAUGCUCUAGAGUUUACACAAGUAGAUGAUUGAUAUCUAUGGAUGUUACCUGCUAGGCCACACCCCUUUGCUGCUAUAAGUCACCAGAAGGUAGAAAUAAAUGUACGAAUGAUUACAUGUAUGUAAAGGCUGAAGGGAUUGUAACUAGUACACCAUAGUAAAGUAGUCUGCUACUCUGCUAUGCAGUGGCACUAGCAGCAAUAGAAUACUGGCUCAUCUUAUAUAUAGCACAUUUGUAAGGAUUAACGGAACGUGAAUACUGAGAAAUAAGAUUGAAAGAAAUUAGAUUAUGGAAAGUGAUGUUUUCAGUCAAAGUGCUAGAGGCUCCACGAAGGGAAGCAUACAAGUAGGGCGUAAAAUUGAAGAUAUUCAGAAGCCAAGACUUUCAUUGUUUGAACGAAUGGGAUAUCGUGUACAAUUAUUUUUAUCUUACUUUUUCCUUUAUACACAAGUAAUUAGUAAUUUAGUAUGUUCUAUCUGUUCUGA